Messenger RNA from Erigeron canadensis, 1592 nucleotides. RefSeq names its product cytochrome P450 94B3-like. Lineage: Eukaryota; Viridiplantae; Streptophyta; Magnoliopsida; Asterales; Asteraceae. Bases 15 to 1463 code for a protein of 482 amino acids. Gene Ontology annotation, molecular function: heme binding; iron ion binding; oxidoreductase activity, acting on paired donors, with incorporation or reduction of molecular oxygen. The record is from RefSeq and is a predicted model, not a curated record. The transcript has a single exon.
GGGGAGUAGUAGUAAUGUUACUCCCCGGAUCUGGUAACAAUAAUGCACCACCAACAUACGUGGUCAUUGGCUGCCUGGUUUCCUUCUACAAAAACCGACACCGUUUGCUUUCGUGGUACACUGAUCUACUAGCUGUGUCAUCAACACAAACGGUAGUUAUACAACGUUUAGGUGCUCGAAACACCAUCAUUACUGCCAACCCACAAAAUGUCGAAUAUAUGUUGAAAACAAACUUCAUUAAUUUCCCCAAAGGAAAACCUUUUACCGAGAUUUUAAAGGAUUUUUUAGGGUGUGGGAUUUUUAACGUUGAUGGUGAUUUAUGGCAUUUACAACGUAAGUUAGCUAGCCAUCAGUUUAGUUCAAGAUCUUUGAAAGUACAUAUGGAAUCUACUGUGAAAGAAGCUGUUAAAACUAAGCUUUUACCUUUACUAGAUUCGUUGACGGAUGGUGACGUGGCGGUUGACUUACAAGAGGUAUUGAGAAGACUUGGCUUUGAUAUUGUGUGUAAGUUGUCUCUAGGGUUUCAUCCUUGUUGUCUGGGAAGUGAUAUUGUUUCUUUAAACGAAAUCGUACCGAUAUUGAAUGCUUUUGAUGUCGCGGGGGAGGUGAGCGCAAAACGGGCGGCGACGGUACUCGCCGCCACGUGGAAGAUGAAAAAAGUGUUUUGUGUUGGGUCAGAGAAGGUGUUAAAAGAUAGUGUUAAAAGGAUUCAUGAAUAUAUAGGUGAUAUAAUUCGUGAAAGAAAGAAAAAUGUGAAUUUAGGUAGUAAUUCUUGUGAAAAUAACCAAGAUCUAUUAAGCAAGUUGAUAGAAGAUGAAGCGAGUGAAAAUAUGAUAAGAGAUAUGGUUAUAAGUUUUAUUAUGGCCGGGAGAGAUACAACUUCAGCCGCGAUGACGUGGCUGUUUUAUGUACUCUCCCGACAUUCCCAUGUGGAAAGAGAGCUUGUCAAGGAAAUAAGGUGUAAAUUCAAAGAUGAUGAUCAAUUUGAAAACCUUAAAGAAAUGAAGUAUUUGCAAGCUUGCAUUUUAGAAACUAUGAGGUUAUAUCCACCGGUUGCAUGGGACUCGAAACAUGCUAUAGAUGAUGAUGUGUUACCGGAUGGGACACCUGUCAAAGCCGGUGAUAGGGUGACAUAUUUUCCUUACGGUAUGGGAAGGAUGGAGAGUUUAUGGGGUGUGGACCGGUUUGAGUUUAGACCGGACCGGUGGUUUGAUAACGAAUCGGGUGAGCCGAUGUUGAUACUAAAAGAGGUCUCGCAUUAUAAGUAUCCGGUUUUUCAUGCUGGUCCGAGGGUGUGUCUAGGGAAAGGGUUGGCUAAUGUUCAAAUGUGUUAUGUUGUGGCUUCUAUACUGACCCGGUUUGAGGUUAAACCGGUCAGACCGGAUGAGGAGGCAAUGUACUUGCCAUUGUUGACGGCUCAUAUGGAGGGUGGAUUUAAAGUGUUGUUACGAAAGAGAGGUUAAUUUAAUCAAUUACUAGUGGUGGCGGCCGCUUGGUAAGAUUGAUGAUAGGAAGAUAAAAGAUUCAAAGAACAUGUUGACAAAGUCAAAUGCUUUACAACACUUCUAUUAAUUUUGUCUUUCUGAUACUUA